AUGCCUGAUACGAGUAUGUCAUCUCGGCAAUACUCUCAUGAGCCUGAUAUUUUGUAUGAUUAUACAUGGGCCAUUAAUCUGCCCCAUUCAGCAGCAAAACUUGCUGGUGCCUUGAACCUUUCAACAACAGAUGAGCUAUCAGCAUUCUGUCUUAACGCGGAGACUCGGAGAAUUAUUACGAUGUAUUGGGAGUCGUUGGAGUCGUGGAAGUCCAGAAGCACUGAUUUUCGUGUGCUCUGGCUACAGUCUCAAGAUGGCCAUGGGUAUGCCAGGACAGAUCCUGCGCCCCUACAAAUCGACAUGCAGAAUGGGAUUGGCAAAAUCCCCAAACGUGUAUUCGAACACUGGUGUGAAACUUGGCUCAUACGUCUGGCCCCGACGCUAUUCCCCCGCUGCAAUCUCGACACGACUCCCCAAAUGCUUGAUGCAUAUGACUAUUUUCAUGCACUCUGCGUGAUUCGUUGGUCAGAAUAUCAGCGUCGGUGGAUAGAAAAAUGUACGUUAAACUGUCCCACGAAACUCGCAGAUCGGAAGGUGAGGUGGCACCGCGAGCCUAGUGGUGACAGACUCGGUACUCAAUCCCCCGUAUCCCCCAUCGUCAUUGGCAUUGAAGAGCCAGCAACACCACUGGCUCCCACAAACACACUUGAGCCCAAGCAUGCACUUCCGGCCGCCUCGGUGGGCGAUAAUACUGGUUUACCUGAACAAGGACCCAUCGGUGAUUACACCGGCGCUCGUGAAAUGCUAUAUCAAUUUGCUGGCAAGCUAUGCGAGCAAUUCCAGCAGGUCCAAAUCUCAGCUUCGUCAUAUCCCGCUGAAAAAGGUGAAAAUGCCAGUACUCAGUUCGCUGAUAUCGAUGGGUUGGUCGAGAAAUAUACCAAGACACUUGAACGGAGCUGCAUCGGGGUCAUCGCCGCCAAUGAUAAGUCUCUUGGCCAAAUUACUAACCACUGUACCCAAAUGGGAAACCAGAGCGUUGGGGAGACUGGCCGUGGAGAAGAGAUUGGCUCUGGCCGAGACACUGGCCUUGGAGUAAAGCACUCUGGCAAAUGUUUCCAAACCGCUCCAAAGACGCAAGUCAGCCGACGGAACAAUGGUGUUUCCAAAAUCAGAACUCGACCAUCGAAGGUUCUCAACGCAGGAUUGAAUGAACAUAUCCAGGCGGCAUUGAAUUCGAAAUUGGCAGGUACAUCGAACACGCGAGAUCAGUUGGAUUCGGUCAACUCGAGCACGGCAAUCGAGUUAGACUCGGUAAUCGAAAUUGAUUUGACAAAAGACUGA
Molecule: messenger RNA, 1281 nt
Organism: Penicillium mononematosum
Lineage: Eukaryota; Fungi; Ascomycota; Eurotiomycetes; Eurotiales; Aspergillaceae
Exons: 1
Coding region: 1-1281 (426 amino acids)
Source: RefSeq, a predicted model, not a curated record